CUUUCUUUUUUUUGGUUUAAACCAUGCUGAGGGACAAUUGUAAAUCACACUGUUUUUAAUUGACUGUUGUUACUGCUGUUAUUGAUGUUUUGUCCUUCCCUUACUGAUUUGCUGAUAUAGUUUAAAAUAUUAGAGUAGAGAUGUUAGAGUUAGGGAGGUGAGUGCAUUAGACUAUCACUGGUGUUGUUGUUAUUAUGUUGUUGUUGUUGCUGUUGUUGUUGUUGUUGCUGUUGUUGUUGUUUCAAUUCGUUGUUAUUGUUAUAACUACAGUCGAAACAAAAACGUUUUCAAAAUUACUUUCAGUGGUUGUUGCUGGUGAUGGUUUUUUCUAAGCUCACUGUAGAUUUUUUGUUAGAUUGUUCUUAAAGCUGCUUAUUGGUCACAUCACACCUAGUGUGAAAGCGGGUGCAUUUUUUAAUUUUCAGGAGGUGUGAAAGAUUGGAACAGAAGUACUUUUCUAUUUGACCUGCCUUUUUAUCAAAUACCUCUACUCUUAGAUUAGACGCAUGUUCAUAAUAAUCCCGCCCCUUUGCAUUAAAAACAAAAUGUAUGUCUAGUAGUGUGUUUAGCUCACAUAAAGAGUACAGAGCAGAGCAAUGGGUAAUGUUAGAACAGUUCUUUCAGAUUGUGAUUUAAAUAUUAUUAUGUUACUGUGAUGUAAGAACGAGUGAUAUGUUGUCAUAAAAUGUAUAUUAUUAAGUACUUCUGUCACAUUCUGAACUCACUUGACAUAAUGUUUUUCAAUGCGUACAGUGAAUGUUGUCAAGUGUUUCACCUUGUAACCCUCUAGACUAAAAGAGCGUAGUUGUUGGAUUUCUGAAGUGAGAGUGAGAUAGCCUCGUUAUUCUGAAUCAGAGAGAAAAUACUGCAGCGUUUAUGUUUUCUUUUGCUGGUGUAUUUGUUUGGUUGUUCUACUAAUGCUGUUUCCUGGUCCUAGUGCGUUCUAUUUUUACCUUUGAGACUUUUAAAAAGUGUAAACAAUAAAACAUUAAUCUAUUAGACAGAUUUGAAAAUGAUAAAGAUAUGUAGUAGGAUGAAUGAAGAGAGAGAGAGAGAGAGAGAGAGAGAGAGAGAGAGAGAGAGAGAGAGAGAGAGAGGUGCUAAAAUGAGAAUUCUCAUCUCAUGAAGCGAGACGGUGAGCGUCGUGUUGAAGUGCAAGUGUCCUUGUGUGGUGGUCAACAGCCUGUCUGUCGAGCACGCCCUUUGACCUUACACUCAAAGGGUCACACAGAAUACGACAGCAGUUUACCUCGUACCCUAUUAAUAUUUUCAGACGUUGUGGUAUGUUCGUGUUUGAAAAAAAAGGUUCAACGAGAUGGUGGUGUUUUGUGCUAUUAUACUAUGAGUGAGACAUUAUCAAGGAUAUUAUUCUCUUUUAUUGCAGUUUUUAUUGGUUCAGUGGUGAACAUUUGGAACUGGCACAGCAUAAACCACUCAUUUCAAGUGAUGCCAAGCUACUAUCUGUGUGGAUGCAAGUUAAUGCAGAUUAAGCCUUCUUAAACGGCCCUCUUAUUCAGCCUCCAGGAUCAGCCUUGUGCUAACUUCCACCCCUAUCCAGAACGAUGUAUGGAGCGCGAAGGGCUUCUUGGCUGGUUGUCGGAGCACUCUUUAUUGCCAAAGUGUCUUCCUCAGCCAGUGGUGCGAGAUACACACGUAGCGGGCUGGCCGCAGAUGCCCGAAUCCAAUCAGAUGAGUUCCCCAAGCCCUACCCGCCCAGCUGCAACAUCACGUGGGAGUGGGCGGUGCCUACUGGCAUAUGGGCGGUCGUCUUCAACGAAGUGCAUCUAGAUGAAGACGACCGUGAUUGGAUAAAAGUUUCUGAUAGCCAGAGAGAAGUAAAGUUUAGCCUUCCGUCUUCGCCGCCGGCGAUGUCAUUCAUGACCAGUGGCCCUCAAUUGACCGUUCAGUUUGUCAGUGAUGACCGCACCAUUAAAACGAGCCGCGGGUUUGACCUACUUAUUCUCUACGGCAAAACGGAACAGGACCUGAAGUUUAAAAUCUAUGAAGCAAGGAAGCGAGAGGAAAAAGGGGGAAAAGAAGACGAGUCGGGUAGGGUCCAGGUGGUGGUGGAGUGUGUCCUGGCUGUGUUGCUGACGAUUGUGGUUUGUAUCCUGGCCUUCUUGUUCAUCCGGAGGCGUCGUGCCCGCAGGAGGAACGCACGUGCCAGGGAUGAUACGAGUGUGAGGCGGGAGUCGCCAGCGGUCUCUCACGCGCGGAGACCUGGGAGAACAAGCAACGACCAUCUACCACGUGACUGGGACACCCAGCCACCGCAACGGCAACAACUGCGGCAACAACAACAACUACUACUACAACAACAACAACAACAACAACAACAACAACAACAACAACAACAACAACAACGGCAACAGCAACAUCAUCAGCAGCAACAACGGAGUACCCGGCCUAGCGUGAAGCGGUCUGACAGUCGUUUAGGGUGGAUGGAGAGAGCGGAGCUGAACACGAGCAUACAGAAAAAGUCGAGAAGUACGCCCCGUCCCAACUUGUACACAUCAACGUCCAGAGAGAGCGGCGGGGAUCAGCCAAGAAAGCAGCCUGUGAGUCCCACGCGCUCGCAAAAUGAUGACGUCAACUUCACAGGCAGCUCCAUUCGCACUGCAGCGGAAUCAACACAUGUCAGUCUGGGAGCGACGUGCUCGAAUUUCUAUCAAGAAGACCACACAGAAAUAAAGAUCUCGAACUACGACGAGACAGCGGACUCUAUUGCUGGAGCCAUAAUCUCUGGAGACGACUCAAACAAUUGUCCCUAUGAAAACGUAUCGUUUCAACCAGAGUUUUACGGUUCUGACGAUUCAGACGCACCCCCUCCUUCCUACUCUGUGUCGAUUCAGUCAGAGCCUCAUGUGUGCUACGCAAAUGUGGACUUCCAUAAAGAACGGCCCUUUAUGGGUAGCCAGACGAAUAUCUAUAUCAACGCAGGUCCAUUCCACCAAGGGGAGUCAGCCUCUGUGGCAGCAGCAGAAUUCGGAAGGCGUUCAAAUCCGGGUUCGCAUUAUGACACAGUGCCCUUAAACCCUACAGAAAAACUGGUGAGCGCUGGGUCAGCUAAUGAUAGACAACCUUACAAAUCCCCUUCCCAUUUAUCACGUGCCAAUCGUGUUGCGGGCAAAGAUGUCUUGUCCAAUCAGACGACAGCUCAGAAUUUGAGAAGAGCCUUCUGCCCUGCCUCAGCAAACAACACCAUCCACGUCAUGGAUGGCUACGCAUAUUUGAUUCCGUGCCCUCUCCCUUCACCCUCGAAUCAAGAAGACUGGGUACCUGAAAGAGCUGAUAGAGCAGCCGGUGGCGCAGAUUGGGAAGAAGUCAAAAAGACCAAACCCACUUCACAGAACAAGGACAUUGGGAUAGGCGGUGUUCCUUCGGACGAACACACAGAGACCCCAGCCUCUACCUCUGACCUGGAAGGCCAAAAUGAAGAUAAUAGUUGUCAAAUAUACGUCAAUAUUUAAUUUUUCAGAUUGUUGAAAGAGUUAGAAGAUAGCGGUUUUAGGCCAAGAGAGAAUAUACAGCACUAAACAGGAUGAAUUAAUUGUGUUUUAUUUAGAAAAGUCUUUUACUGUACUCGCAACUCCAUAAAGUCUUAUGGGAGGGGGGGGGCAGAAAAUGUCGAUGACAGCAGACAACAGAACAUGGUUAUCCGUAUUACCUCUUUUCUCUCUCUCUUUGCUUGGUGUUGCUUCCAGACCAGUGUGGUUCAAAACGAACUUCAAAAGAGAUCUCCUUCCACUGGUGUAGAAACAGUCAACAAAGGACUACAGACAGUCAGUAGACUGUGAAAUGACCACCAGUACUAUAUACACAUUGGCUCAAAUAAAAAAAAAGCUGCCACAUACUGCGACCUACCAGGACUAUUGAGAACUAUAAUGUCUCGAUUCUUUUGUUGUAUACAGAUAAAGCUCUUUAGUUCCAGGGUCACUGUACAAAGGUGAGCGUAACGUAUCGCAGAUGGAACGUUUUCUCCACUCUUUGGCUGCAAACAGUAAACACCAAAGUCCUUGUGCGCUGUCAAGCUGAACAAUAAGCCAAGUGAAGCUCUCUUAGCUUUCGGAAAGCGUUUGGUAAAGGUAUCCCCAGCUUGUACGAGAAUUGGAGCUUACAAUAAGGUCAUUUUUUCUGCUAUUCACAUAACUGUAUAUAAUAUGUAUAUACAUGUAAUUAUAUAUAACAUAUAAUUGAAAGCAUAAUACAUAAAAUUAUAUAUAAAAUGAAUAAUUAUAUUCUCUUCUAUCCAGCUUUUCUCGUGGUACCAGCUUGUUUCUUUGCCUCAAAAUAUUUCUAGUGGACCAAAUCAACGUACUUGCUCGAAAAUAAUACGCCUCUAAAGUUUUCAUAAAGCCUGCACUUUUCUGUAAUGCUAAAAUGUGAACAUCGAUGAAACGUUGGAAGCAUUUUAUAUAUCUAAGCUCGAUGUAUUUACUGGAAACUCCGAUGUUUUUCUAUGCGGCAAACAAAGACGUGAUUACAGUGAAGAAAGACCGAACGUCCGGAGAGAAGAAAGGAGUUUUGUUGGGAAUACAGUUGUUAUAAUUAAAUUAUUAACCUAUAUUCGUGCUGGUAUCAAAGGUCGUUGACGGUUCACUUGUGGAGGAUAAUAAAGUAUUAUAUACCUGUA
Aplysia californica (California sea hare) is the source of this 4633-nucleotide messenger RNA. RefSeq names its product autophagy-related protein 13. Gene Ontology annotation, cellular component: nucleus. The transcript has 9 exons. Gene Ontology annotation, molecular function: transcription cis-regulatory region binding. NCBI's taxonomy places the organism in Eukaryota, Metazoa, Mollusca, Gastropoda, Aplysiida, Aplysiidae. Gene Ontology annotation, biological process: regulation of transcription by RNA polymerase II. The record is from RefSeq and is a predicted model, not a curated record. The coding region runs from base 1563 to 3470 and encodes 635 amino acids.